Molecule: messenger RNA, 468 nt
Organism: Phytophthora infestans T30-4
Lineage: Eukaryota; Oomycota; Peronosporomycetes; Peronosporales; Peronosporaceae
Exons: 2
Coding region: 1-468 (155 amino acids)
Source: RefSeq, a predicted model, not a curated record
AUGAGCCUCUUGCAACAAUCAAGCGACGACGUUGUCGGCGGUCUCGCGCGGCUCACUCCGAUGAACCCGUUGCCAGAGCGAUAUUCGCGUCACAUGCAGACUGUGACCAAGCUCAAGCAGAUCCGCUGCGUCCUGGUGUCCGCUGCCAACGGUAGCUACGUCAUCGACAAAACCUUCAGCGACUUCGUUGAGCUCCGAGACGAUCUUUACGAGACGUGCACAUCAUCCUGCUCGUUCUGCAGCGAAGUAAGCCGUACCCUGCUGCUUGGAGCUUCGCUGCCGGGCUCGGUGCUGAGCUUGGUGCUUUCACAACGUCAACGAACCAAGGCCGUGCAGCGGUUCAUUGAGAAUUUGCUGCAACUCGCAACUUCCUGCCCCAUCGUCGACUACUACACUUGUCCGUGCCAGGAGCAACUUCCACGAGAACUCUUCUUGUUCCUCUUCGGAGAGUCCGGCCCGUUGGGUUAA